Castor canadensis (American beaver) is the source of this 3807-nucleotide messenger RNA. RefSeq names its product StAR related lipid transfer domain containing 8 (gene Stard8). NCBI's taxonomy places the organism in Eukaryota, Metazoa, Chordata, Mammalia, Rodentia, Castoridae. Gene Ontology annotation, biological process: actin cytoskeleton organization; regulation of Rho protein signal transduction; signal transduction. Gene Ontology annotation, molecular function: GTPase activator activity; lipid binding. The record is from RefSeq and is a predicted model, not a curated record.
UGGAGCACAGGGCCAGGGCUGGCUCUUGCCGAGCCCCCGGUCCCCUCUAGCCUCGUCUCCAGAGAGGGAGAGGCUCAUGCCCGGCAGAGCCUUGCCGGGUCCUACCAACUCCCCACGCCCACCAUGCCUCUGCUGGACGUUUUCUGGUCUUGCUUCAGGAAAGUGAAGUGCUUUCCACUGCUGCAAGUGAGGAAGAAUGCUGAAGCUGAGGCUAAGAAAGCUUGUGAAUGGCUCCGAGCAACAGGAUUUCCUCAAUAUGCUCAACUUUUUGAAGAAGGUGCAUUUCCCCUGGAUAUCAGCUCUGUGAAGAAGAACCACAGAUUUCUGGACGAGGACUCUCUGGGGGCCCUGAGCAGGAGGCUGAUGACCUUGAAUAAUUGUGCCUCAAUGAAGCUGGAGGUUCAUUUUCAAUGCAAGCAGAAUGAAGACUCAGAAGAGGAAGAGCAGUGUACCAUCAGCAGCCACUGGGCCUUCCAGCAGGAAAGCAAGCAUGCAUCUCCCAUGGGCUCCUGUGCCCUGCUGGCCCCACCAAGCCCUAGCUUGCUGGGGACCUCAAGCUGUGAGAGUGUCCUCACUGAGCUUAGCAUCACCUCCCUGCCAACCAUCACCGUGAGCCUUCCACCUGAGCCAGCAAACCUGUCCUUGCUAGGCCAUGUCCCCAGCCCAAAUGAUCAGCCUCGCCUCAGCCCCACUCAGGGCCAGGAGGGUCCCCAGGAUAAAGCUAAGAAGCACCGUUCCCGUAGCUUCCUCAAGCACCUUGAGUCUCUGAGACGGAAGGAAAAGUGUGAUAGCCGGCAAACAGAGCCUGAGCGAAGCGCAGCCACCUCAGAGAAGGCCACCAAAGGCUCAUCUUUCCGCAGUUGCCGUGGCUUCCUCUCGGCUGGAUUUUACAGGGCCAAGAACCGAACAGCCACCUCAGCUGGGGGCAGAGAUGGUGAGACUCGGAGGGUCUGGGAAGCUUGGCCUGUGGCCACGUUCCGAAGUCCUCAGCAGGUACACCGAGGUAACUGCCUGGUGCAUGUGCCUGGGGAUCAUAAGCCAGGCACAUUCCCUCGCUCUCUGUCCAUUGAGAGCCUGUGUCCGGAGGAUGGACAUCGCCUGGCAGAUUGGCAGCCUGCUAGGCGCUGGGGCUACGAAGGGCGCCGGGGCUCCUGUGGUUCAACUGGCAGCCAUGCGAGCACUUAUGACAACUUGCCUGAACUGUACCCAGCUGAACCUGGCCUGGCUGGGGCAGAGGCUGAAGAUGAGGAGAAGGAUGGGAUUAGCUAUGCCCACUUAGAUGACAUCCUCCAGCAUGUGUGGGGGCUACAGCAACGGGUAGAACUCUGGUCACAAGCCAUGUACCCAGACCUGGGGCCUGGGGGUAAGGAAGAAGAAGAGGAGGAGGAAGAGGAAGAGGAGGAAGCUACUUCAUCGGUGGAAAUAGCCACAGCUGAGGUGGAAGGCCAGGCUGAGGCUCUGGUCCAGGCAGAGACUCCAGCCUAUGGCAAGUUCUCAGCCCAGGUCCAGGUUGAAGUCCAGCCAGUGAUCUCAGCACAGACCCCAGCCGAGGCUGAAAUGUUGGCACAGGCAAAGGCUGAAGCCCCAGCCAUGGCCCAGGACAAUGAUCAAGAAGCAAACUCAGCUGGGGAACCCACCUCUGCCUCUAGUCUGUCUGUGGAAGGACACUCCAUUUCUGACACUGUCGCCUCCUCCAGCGAACUUGACAGUAGCGGAAACUCCAUGAAUGAGGCUGAGGCUGCAGGGUCCCUGGUGGGACUCCAGGCAUCAGUGCCCCGUGAACGGCGUGAUUCAGGCGUUGGGGCCUCACUUACCAGACCCUGCAGGAAGCUCCGUUGGCACAGCUUUCAGAACUCCCACCGGCCCAGCCUUAACUCAGAGUCACUGGAAAUCAACCGACAGUUUGCAGGCCAGAUCAAUCUUCUGCACAAGGGCUCACUGCUGAGGCUCACCGCCUUCAUGGAGAAGUACACUGUGCCCCACAAACAGAGCUGGGGCUGGUCAGUACCCAAGUUUAUGAAAAGGAACAAGACCCCGGACUACCGGGGACAGCAUGUAUUUGGGGUGCCACCUCUCAUCCAUGUGCAGCGCACAGGCCAACCAUUGCCACAGAGCAUUCAGCAAGCCAUGCGCUACUUGCGUAGCCAGUGCCUGGACCAGGUGGGCAUCUUCCGCAAGUCUGGGGUUAAGUCCAGGAUCCAGAGCCUGCGUCAGAUGAAUGAGACCUCCCCUGACAAUGUCUGCUACGAGGGCCAGUCGGCUUACGAUGUGGCUGACCUGCUAAAGCAGUACUUCCGGGAUCUGCCUGAGCCCAUCUUCACUAGCAAGCUCACCACCACUUUCCUGCAGAUCUAUCAGCUCCUCCCCAAGGAUCAGUGGUUGGCAGCAGCGCAAGCUGCCACUUUGCUGCUCCCUGAUGAAAACCGGGAAGUGCUACAGACCCUGCUCUACUUCUUAAGUGACAUUGCCUCUGCUGAGGAAAACCAGAUGACAGCUGGCAACCUGGCAGUGUGCCUGGCACCCUCCAUCUUCCACCUCAACGUCUCCAAGAAGGACAGCCCCUCACCCAGGAUCAAGAGCAAAAGAAGCCUGGUUGGCCGGCCAGGUCCUAGGGACUUGAGUGACAACAUGGCUGCCACCCAGGGCCUAUCACACAUGAUUAGCGACUGCAAGAAACUUUUCCAGGUACCCCAGGACAUGGUGGUGCAACUGUGUGGCUUGUAUAGUGCUGCUGAGCUCAGCCCUCCUGGCCCAGCCCUGGCUGAGUUGCGGCAGGCACAGGCAGCUGGGCUGAGCCUGAGUCUCUACAUGGAGGAGUGCGUGCAGGAGCUGCUGCGGGAUGCUGCUGAGCGCUUCAAAGGCUGGACAAGCGUGCCAGGGCCUCAGUGCACGGAGCUGGCCUGCAGGAAGGCACCAGAUGGGCACCCACUGCGCAUAUGGAAGGCAUCCACAGAGGUGGCAGCCCCUCCAUCUGUGGUCCUCCAUCGUGUCCUACGGGAGCGGGCCCUUUGGGAUGAAGACCUGCUACGGGCCCAGGUGCUUGAAGCAUUGAUGCCAGGGGUGGAGCUGUAUCACUACGUUACUGACAGCAUGGCACCCCAUCCUUGUCGUGACUUCGUGGUGUUGCGGAUGUGGCGUUCUGACCUGCCUCGUGGAGGGUGCCUGCUUGUUUCCCAGUCCCUGGAUCCCGAGCAACCAGUGCCAGAGUCGGGGGUGCGGGCCCUCAUGCUCACUUCCCAGUACCUAAUGGAGCCUUGUGGCCUGGGCCGGUCCCGCCUCACACACAUCUGCCGUGCUGACCUCAGGGGCCGUUCUCCGGACUGGUACAACAAAGUCUUUGGGCACCUGUGUGCCAUGGAAGUGGCAAAGAUCCGGGACUCCUUCCCUACACUGCAGGCAGCUGGCCCUGAGACAAAGCUGUGAGCCUCAGGCUGCCAUUGCCCAGGCUCCCUGGCACCAUGGGAGCAAGUAGGAAAGAACAAGAGCAGCCCCCAAGGCUGCUACCAGGGGCAGAGCCAGGCUUGGUGGCUCCAGCUGCCUAUCCCCUUACUUCCUAAUGCUCUGUACAUCCAGGGGAGGGGAAGAGAGGUAGAGAAGUUAGGUGUCCCAUGUCCAUACCACUUUCAUCCCCAAUGCUGCAUUCUGCUCUCCCAAGAGAAAAGAAUCACGUUAAUAGCAAGAAGACCGCUGCUGCCUACCCCUGCCAGGAGGCCCUCACUCAGCCUGGAGCCCCAGCAGCCCCCACCUGCAGGGGGAAGGGGGGUGGAGAGCAGUGUGUGGGCCCAGCUCUCUGCCACAGCAAGAGGC